This is a messenger RNA of Dichotomopilus funicola, 2106 nucleotides long. RefSeq lists its product as uncharacterized. The record is from RefSeq and is a predicted model, not a curated record. Gene Ontology annotation, cellular component: cytoplasm. The coding region runs from base 1 to 2106 and encodes 701 amino acids. The transcript is spliced from 4 exons. Gene Ontology annotation, biological process: regulation of GTPase activity; signal transduction. Lineage: Eukaryota; Fungi; Ascomycota; Sordariomycetes; Sordariales; Chaetomiaceae.
AUGGGCCGGAAAGCUGCACCACAGCCGCUCUCGCUGGCGGAGACCACGCGGCCCAGCGAAGCUUCACGACCAGGUGAGACGGUCCCUCGUUCCGCGCGCCUCCCAACCGAAGCCGCCUCGCCCCGAUCGCCACGCUCGCCCUUUCGACCCGGCCAAAACAAAAUCGACAUUUCGACCAUUGGAACACCUCAGCCGAUUGCUGGGGUUUUACAGCAGCCUCGAGAUCCGUUGGAACAACAGCAAGAGCAGAAGCGACAACAGGGGCAGCAGCAGCAGCAGCAGCAGCAGAACCGGCCGGACCAACCCCGGGCUUCGCCUCAGCCUUCGCCAAGGGAGCAAUCUUGGGACCAACAACGGCAGCAGCAGCCACAGCAGCAGCAACAACCGCAACAACAGCAACAACCGGGCCACAGACAUUUGCGGCGCGGUGAAGACAAAGCGUCCAAAUCGGGAUUUUUUUUCAACUUUGGGAAAGGAACAAGUAAGCCGCCUGACCGUCCCAUUGCGCACCAGCACUCCAAUUCCCGCGCCGAAGCCAUGUCAAGAGACUCGGACCGUCCUGGGCUAUCGAAGCAAGCUACGAAGCAUUCGGACCCGUCCCAGCAAGACCUGUCAGUACACAAAUCGAACUCGCCGGUUCCGUCCAGAUCGGAAAUUUCGUUGGCCUCGACAGUAGACUACGACAGCCAGGGAAAUCCGACGGGCUCUUCGAAGAGGUCCAAGCCCAAGCCUUUCAACCUGCUCAGUCGUACUCGGUCGACGAAAGAGAAAGACUACAAAGAAAGCCCGAGCCCGCAAGAGUAUAUCCCGCCCCUCGCACCAACGCCCGCGAAGAUUGCCGAGUCUGAGACGCCGUACGGUCCGGGUAACGCUCCGAGGACGGCUCCGCUUCAGUCACGCGACCGAUCGUUCCGGGACAUGAUGUCCUCCGCCGUGAGAAAUCACUCGGCCGAGAGGUCCCAAGCUAGAGAUGCUGGCGGAAGGCCAGUGGGCCGGGGCACUCAGCAAGGGGAACAAACAACGUUCCCCCCGACACCAGGAGGCGCCUUCUUCAGCAAUCUCAAGCACAGCAGGGCAGCAGGCAUCAUAAGUAACCGCCUUUUCGGCGGCAGCUCGAGGCAUGAGCUACCUGUGGUCAGGGAGCCGACGGUGGAUGAUGAGCACUAUGUUCUGAAGGUCAUCAACAUGCCUCUUGUCGAGCAGACACGCCUCACGAGGAUAUCGAAGAGGCUGGAGGAUUCCCGCGAUAAGACCGAGUUUUGGAUGCCUGCUUUCCCCUGGAGGGCGAUCGACUAUCUCAACUACAAAGGUAGCGAGGUUGAAGGCUUGUACCGUGUUCCAGGGAGUGGGCCGCAGAUCAAGAAAUGGCAACGUAAAUUUGACGAAGAGCUGGAUGUUGAUCUCUUCGAGGAGCCAGACCUUUACGACAUCAACAUCGUUGGGUCUAUGCUUAAGGCGUGGCUACGUGAACUCCCCGAUGAUAUUUUCCCGAAGGAUGCGCAAGAGAGGGUAGUGAGGGAGUGCGCAGGGGCGGAGAAGGUACCGCCACUUCUUAUUGAGGAGUUGUCGAACUUACCGCCCUUUAAGUACUACCUUCUCUUCGCCAUCACCUGCCAUCUAAGUCUUCUCCUUGCGCACUCGGACAAGAACAAGAUGGACUUCCGCAAUCUGUGCAUCUGCUUCCAGCCGUGCAUGAGGAUAGAUUCCUUCUGCUUUAAGUUCCUGGUUUGCGACUGGCGCGAUUGCUGGAAGGGCUGCAAAAACGAAGCCAAGUAUAUUGAGGAGGAGUACGCGCACUUCGACCAGCCGCCGCCGAAAGUGUCGGGGGGUGAGAUCAAGAGGAGCGCAAGCACCAACGAGGAGACCAAAGCCGAGGUUCGCACUGUUUCGUCUUCGGAUAGCGGCAAGAGCCCGAACAACGGGGCGACAGAGCCGAAGGCGCGGAUUAAAAAGAAGCCUGUGCCCGGCUCUCCCGAAAACGCCGACACGAACUCGACUGUCUCGACGACACUCACUGUGGCUAGCGAACGAGAAACACCGCCCAGGAAGUCAGGGGACAUGCGCCCCUUGUCGCCCAUCAAGCCAUUGUCACCCCUGAACUUCUAA